Molecule: messenger RNA, 435 nt
Organism: Pleurotus ostreatus (oyster mushroom)
Lineage: Eukaryota; Fungi; Basidiomycota; Agaricomycetes; Agaricales; Pleurotaceae
Exons: 1
Coding region: 1-435 (144 amino acids)
Source: RefSeq, a predicted model, not a curated record
AUGCGUUUCAUUAGCACCACGCUUUUCCUUGCGAUCCUCUCGGUUGUGAAUGCGGCACCCCUAGGGUCUGCUGUCGACGCUCAGGCCGACGCCGACCUUUCUCUCCCGCUCCUCCGCGGUCUUGCCCCCACCGUUAAGCAAGCCGUCACGGAUGUCAAUGUCGCGUCCGGGACUGCCCUCAAGGAUAUCAAGGGCACAGUCGGGACCGCCCUCACGGACGUCCACGAUACACUGGGACAUGUCCUUACGCCGGGCACCAAGGGUACCGUUGGACCCCUGCUCACGGAUGUCGAUCGCACAGUCGGCCACGUCCUCACCAAUGCCCAGAGCACACUUGAUCAUACCCUCGACAAUACCAAGACUACCGUCAGCCAUGCGCUCACUGGAGUGAAGAAGACGCUGGCGCCGGGCGGGCGACUUUUAGGCAUCUUGUAA